ACCUCUCACGAGAUUGCUCCUCUAUAACCCGAUGACGUGUAUGUAUGGCGACAGAUGGCGCAGCAGUAAAGAAAAUACGACGCAUGUAAUCCAAAUUGCUAUUGAAAUCUACUUUCCAACCGCAGCUUAAAUUUAUUGCCCCAGAUAUACAUGCGGACAUUUCCCAAUAACUUUCUGCCGUUAUAAAAUCCACAUAAAUAGAUUGCAUAAAUCCAUCACAAGCCGCUUUCUUUCUCACAUUCUUGAAAUUGUAGAAAACGCAAGUGUGAAUGGCUAGCGUGGGUUCUGAGACAUCAAACAAUUUCUUGAUUGUGAGUGAUGAGAAUGGAGGGGUUUUGGAUUUGUUCAAGUUCUUGGUGUUUAAUGACGGAGGAAGUGGGGCUAAGUUUCUUGAAACUUGUGGGUCCUUACAAGAAAAGCUUUUGGGGGAUGAUGAUGGCGGUGGUGGUGGUGGGGAGGUGACACCUGAUCACAGGUGGGUGAUAGUUGUGUCCAUUUUGGUGAGGAAAUUAAUUAAGGUAGUUGGUAAGCCCAUGCAGUGGAGUGGCUAUGUUGUGGAGUUCAUUCUUAAUCUUCUGUCUCUCAAUGGCAACUUUCUUGGAUUGAUGUUCAGAAUCCUUCAAGGUAACGUGGAAAUGCCAAAAAGGGGCUCAGAAACAUUCAUAAGCGCAAUUGGACAUUUAGAUGGACGAGUAGAACUGUUGCGGAUGAAGAAAGACGACGAUUUUGAGAAAAGAAGUUGGCAAGUGGAGAUGGGUGAUCGAGCUUUGAUGGACCUGUGUAUGAUGAGUUCCAAAUUGGCAUAUGAAAAUGCUGAGGUUGUUAGAAAUGUUGUACAACUCCAUUGGAAGAUGCAUUUUGUGGGAUUUUACAACUGCUGGAAUGAAUAUCAGAAAGAGUUGGAUACACAAGUUUUCAUAAUGUGUGAUGAAGCAGAGGAUGCAAAUUUGAUAGUGAUUAGCUUUAGGGGCACGGAGCCAUUCGAUGCUGAUGAUUGGAUCACCGACUUCGACUACUCGUGGUAUGAGAUCCCAAACCUGGGAAAGGUGCAUAUGGGAUUUCUAGAGGCCCUAGGCUUAGGCAACAGGGUUAAGACCUCCACAUUCCAGAUGCAUUUGCAAGCCAAAAGUGAUGCCAUGGUGUCUGAUUCUGACAUGGGAGAGACGACAGCAUACUAUGUUGUGAGGCGUAAGCUCAAGGAGCUGCUCCAACAGCACAAGAAUGCAAAGUUUGUCGUGACGGGGCACAGUCUAGGAGGGGCGUUGGCCAUAUUGUUCCCAACCGUGCUAGUGGUGCAGGAGGAGGAGGAGGUGCUGCAACGCCUAUUAGGCGUCUACACCUUCGGACAGCCUAGGGUUGGCAACCGAGAGCUAGGAAGAUACGUGGAGGCGCAUCUGGAAGCAAGGUACCUCAGGGUAGUUUACUGCAAUGAUCUCAUUCCGAGGCUGCCUUAUGACAACAAAACCUUCUUGUACAAGCAUUUUGGCAUAUGCUUAUACUACAACAGCCUCUAUAUUCAGAAGAAGGUAGUUGAAGAGCCAAAUAGAAACUACUUUGGAGUGGUGUACUUGAUCCCAGAAUAUGCAAAUGCAGUGUGGGAACUGAUGAGGAGUUUGUUAAUGGAGUGCGCGUACGGCCCAGAUUACCGAGAGUCGUGGGAAUCGUUUGUGCUGCGCUUGGCUGGACUUGCAAUACCUGGUAUCUCUGCUCAUAAUCCUCUAGAUUAUGUCAACUCUGUUAGGAUAGGAAGACGAACAUCUCAAGUUGAUGUUCUUGCACAUGAAUCUUGAGAUUGAAAUAAACUGUUUGAGACAAACUUGGGGUUUCAGACAUCCAAUUAGUCAUGUCAUGCUGCACAUAAAGUGUACAAUGUUGCCAGAUUUUGAGAAUACCUUUUGUACAAAGGCAAGAGUCAGGAAACAUAUUUUCCAAUUCACAAUCUAGAAUUCUUUAUUGUUAAUUUAGCUUACAUAAUAUAUACUCCUUCCGUUCCA
Salvia miltiorrhiza (redroot sage) is the source of this 1994-nucleotide messenger RNA. RefSeq names its product triacylglycerol lipase OBL1. NCBI's taxonomy places the organism in Eukaryota, Viridiplantae, Streptophyta, Magnoliopsida, Lamiales, Lamiaceae. The record is from RefSeq and is a predicted model, not a curated record. Gene Ontology annotation, molecular function: triacylglycerol lipase activity. Gene Ontology annotation, biological process: lipid metabolic process. The coding region runs from base 270 to 1790 and encodes 506 amino acids. The transcript is spliced from 5 exons.